GGUUAGUUUUCCAAAUUUUGAAAACCCUAACAUUUAUCACAGAGAGAGGACAAAGAGACAGCUCUCCCCUCCCCUGGUACGCCACACGCCACACCACCUCCCCGACCCUCCCUAUACUUAGCAGUCAGUCUGCCUUCCGUCGCCACCGCCGUCAUCUGCUUCGUUUUCUUCAAUAAGAUUAGGAGAGGAGAUGGCAGACCGGUUGACCCGUAUUGCAAUCGUGAGCUCCGACAGAUGCAAGCCAAAGAAGUGCCGCCAGGAAUGCAAGAAGAGCUGCCCUGUUGUCAAGACUGGUAAACUAUGUAUUGAGGUUACCCCUGCAGCCAAGAUUGCUUUUAUCUCGGAAGAAUUGUGCAUUGGGUGCGGUAUCUGUGUUAAGAAAUGCCCAUUUGAAGCAAUUCAAAUCAUCAACUUACCGAAGGAUUUAAACAAAGAUACGACCCAUCGUUAUGGUCCUAACACUUUCAAACUACACAGGUUACCAGUCCCAAGGCCAGGUCAAGUUCUAGGUUUGGUUGGAACUAAUGGCAUUGGGAAGUCGACUGCCCUCAAAGUUUUGGCUGGAAAGUUGAAACCAAAUUUAGGCCGUUUCAAGAAUCCUCCAGAUUGGCAGGAAAUCUUGACCUACUUCCGGGGAUCUGAGCUGCAGAAUUAUUUUACCCGUAUUCUGGAAGAUAAUUUGAAGGCCAUUAUAAAGCCCCAGUAUGUUGAUCACAUUCCAAAAGCAGUUCAAGGAAAUGUUGGGGAGGUGCUCAACCAGAAAGAUGAGAGGGAUAUGAAGGAAGAACUGUGUGCUGACCUUGAGCUGAACCAGGUUAUAGAACGUAAUGUAGGGGAUUUAUCAGGUGGGGAGCUUCAAAGAUUUGCCAUUGCUGUCGUCGCCAUACAGAAUGCAGAGAUAUAUAUGUUUGACGAACCUUCAAGUUAUCUUGAUGUGAAACAAAGGCUUAAAGCUGCCCAAGUUGUCCGAUCUUUACUCAGGCCUAAUAGCUAUGUAAUUGUUGUGGAGCAUGAUCUUAGUGUCUUGGAUUACUUGUCAGACUUCAUUUGCUGUUUAUAUGGGAAACCUGGUGCAUAUGGAGUUGUGACUCUUCCAUUCUCAGUUAGAGAAGGAAUCAACAUCUUCCUGGCCGGAUUUGUUCCUACAGAAAAUCUUAGGUUCCGAGAUGAAUCUCUGACAUUUAAGGUUGCUGAGACACCACAGGAAAGUGCUGAGGAAAUUGAGACAUAUGCACGAUAUAGAUACCCAUCAAUGAGUAAAACUCAGGGAAAUUUCAGGCUUCGUGUGGUUGAGGGUGAAUUUACAGAUUCUCAAAUUAUUGUGAUGCUGGGUGAGAACGGAACAGGGAAGACUACAUUUAUUCGUAUGCUGGCGGGUCUAUUGAAACCUGAUAUUGUAGAAAAUUCAGAUGUGGAGAUACCUGAAUUCAAUGUUUCUUACAAGCCUCAGAAAAUCAGUCCAAAGUUUCAAUCCACUGUCAGACACUUGUUACAUUCAAAAAUCCGUGAUUCAUAUACUCAUCCACAAUUUAUGUCGGAUGUGAUGAAGCCUCUUCUAAUUGAACAAUUAAUGGAUCAAGAAGUUGUGAAUCUCUCUGGCGGUGAGUUGCAGAGGGUUGCAUUAUGCCUAUGCCUCGGGAAGAUCAGUUUUGAUGAGUACAUUCUAAUGUCCGCCUCUAUUUACUCAAUGCAGCCAGCAGAUAUUUAUCUGAUAGAUGAACCAAGUGCUUAUCUUGAUUCUGAGCAGCGUAUUGUUGCUUCUAAGGUCAUAAAGAGGUUUAUCCUUCAUGCUAAGAAAACUGCUUUCGUGGUUGAACAUGAUUUUAUUAUGGCUACCUACUUGGCUGAUAGAGUUAUAGUCUAUGAGGGGAAGCCGUCAAUUGAUUGUACUGCAAAUUGUCCCCAGUCAUUGUUGACUGGGAUGAAUCUGUUCUUAUCGCAUCUUGAUAUCACAUUUAGACGUGACCCCACUAACUAUCGCCCAAGAAUCAACAAAUUGGAGUCAACUAAGGAUAGGGAACAAAAAGCUGCUGGGUCCUACUAUUACCUGGAUGAUUGAUAAGGCCUUGAUGAUUUGGAGGGCGUUCAUAUGACCUUAAUAAUGGAAUCACAGCUGAAGUCAUGACAUUCUGACAAAUGAUCGGAGGUCCUUUGUUUACCAGAGAGAAUGAGUUUUCCAGGCCCUCCCAUGUUGUUAGGUACUUGAGUAAGUCAUGCCCUUGCCCUAUAGAUAGUGUGCUUGCACUCAUGCAGUUUUGGUAAAUUAGUCUCAUUGGGCGAAGCAAUCUAGAUGUACAAUUAAUGGUCACUCAUAGUAUCAGCGAUUGCAGUUUGAGGAAAGGAUGUUUAACUGUUGUGCUUUCUGGGUUUAUGUAACAGUGAUUUCAUCUCUCGUGGUAAAUUUUGUUUUUUACAUUACAAAUUUGUUCUGUAGAUGCCUGGGCUUAUUCUUGUAAAAGUGUGGAAAGGUUUUAAUGCUCAGGGAAAAGAAUUCUAAUGGGCGUUUGAUAUGCUGAAGACAGAAUUCUACAGUUCUUUGUUUAGUGUCGACUGUUGAGAAAACUGACGCUGUCACAAACUCAACCAAUUAUUUACC
Messenger RNA from Malus domestica (apple), 2596 nucleotides. Its product is annotated as ABC transporter E family member 2. Gene Ontology annotation, biological process: ribosomal subunit export from nucleus; translational termination; translational initiation. The record is from RefSeq and is a predicted model, not a curated record. Gene Ontology annotation, molecular function: ribosomal small subunit binding; ATP binding; ATP hydrolysis activity. Lineage: Eukaryota; Viridiplantae; Streptophyta; Magnoliopsida; Rosales; Rosaceae.